This is a messenger RNA of Perkinsus marinus ATCC 50983, 468 nucleotides long. RefSeq lists its product as hypothetical. The record is from RefSeq and is a predicted model, not a curated record. Lineage: Eukaryota; Perkinsozoa; Perkinsida; Perkinsidae. Bases 1 to 468 code for a protein of 155 amino acids. The transcript is spliced from 5 exons.
AUGUCGUCAUACUGGGCUGUUCGUAAGUCUUCCUCUCCAGCGAGUCCUCAGCAUCUCAGAGAGCGCUUUCGUGAGAUGCCCAAGAACAGUCACAUUUACUCAUCCUCCAAUUUGAGACGCUUGAUUCGUGUUCCUAUCGCUCCCGAUUAUGAUGAAGCUUGUAACACUCUUGCCACACAUCCCGAGGAUCAGCCUGAAUUUGGCAAUCGGAGAAAGGUGAGGACCGAGGAGGUCACCUAUGGAACCCCAACUGGUCACAAGAGCCUUCGUUUGGACUUCCUCCAAAGCCAUGAGGAAUCCGACGGCUCUUCUGUGGCAUCAAAAUCAUUCCUCGAACAGGCUAACGAGUCGGGUAGUUACUUAUCGAUAUUAGUGGGCAUGUGCUCCCACAAGCCAUCCAAGUUUUUAGUGAUAAUGUUCCCAUUUCGCUACCGUUUUAUUGAUUUUGAGGAGCCUCCUUUUGAUUAA